GAGUCCGCGCGAGUGUUCACGGUCUCUGGGAACUAAAAAGCUGCAGCGGAGAACCCUUUUGUUUACAUUACGUUAUGCUCGACAUAGCUUCUUGGGAUUACUAUUGAAACAACAUUAAAGUCCCGGUCCAUGAAGGAUUUCCAAGCGUGUGCACGUAUUUAGGGCAAAUCAGAUUUGUAACAAUGGAGGAGGAGGAGGAGAAAACCAAAAGGACAACUCGGUCAAGAGCUAACAUUCGUGGAAAGAAAUCUGCAGGAAAGAAAUCUACAGAGUCAAGUGCAACUUUGGACUCCACAAAAGAGCCACCUAUUAGACUUACUAAAAAGGCUGUGGUGGUGUUAACUAAACUGCCUCAAUACAAGAUUAAUGCGUUACGGCCACCAACACCAGAGCAGUUUUACAGUGAAGAGGAAUCCUUGAGCAGCUCGGAUUCAGAUAUGCAAUGGGAGCCAGGACGAGACUCCAGCGAUUCGGAACUUUCACUAGCAAAUAAGAAAACAAAAGAGAAAAUCAAGAAACGUGUCAAGAUCACUCAUGCAUCUUGCAGCGCUAACAACAACCUGUCCGCGGAUCCUGUGAUUAUAACAUCAACACAGCAACUCAGCCAAUGUAAUGCGGAGAACACUAAAGCACGGCCCAAACUCCCUGAACCAGAAGUCAAAGUGGACAUGAUGGUGAUUGCCCGAAAGAAGCCUCUGCGGUGGGAACGAGGCAAAGUCCUGGAGGUUGUGACAAAAGAUGACGGUCGGGUGAAGUACAAAGUGAGUUUUGAGGAGAAAGGAAAGAGUCUUGUUUCUGGGCACCAUGUUGCCCUCGACUCCCCUCCAAAACUGGCCCAGCUGUAUGUGGGCGCUCGUGUGGUUGUACGCUGUCAAGUCAAUAAAUUCAGAUUCUGGCCAGGGAUUUUAGCAGAACUCCCUAGUAGAAGUAAUCGACUACGGUUUUUGGUCUUUAUUGAUGACCACACGCCGGUUUAUGUUGGAUUACCUUUACUUCACCUGGUGUGCAGACAAUUGGAUAAUCCUCUUGAAGAUGUCCCAGAAAGUGCCCACAGGAUUUUUAUGGAACAGUACUUGAACGACUGGCCUUACCCUCAUUUGACCCAGUACAGAGUGGGACAGAACCUCAAUGCGGAGUUAAAUGGAGUACAGAAGAGAUGUGAAGUGCUAGUGGUGGAUGGCAGCUUGAUACAGGUUGUUUUUCAUGAAAACCAGUUCAAGGAAUGGAUCCACAGAGGCUCUACACGUCUGGAACAUAUGGCAAGAUUUCUAGAAUUAAAAGCCUGCUAGAAGAGUACAUGGAUUUAGGUUUGCCUUGUAAAUGAAAACCCACUUUUUGACAGAAGAAGAAACAUGGUCUUAAAUUGUCAUCACAAUUGAUACACAAUUGAUAUAUACCGGUACAAUGAUACAUUUAUGCCCAAGUACUAUUAUUGUGCACUUGUCAUGCACAUAAAUUGCAUUAAGAUAUAACAUUUGUUUUUUUUCUAUCACCUUGUUGUAUAGUUGCUAUUGCUGAAAGGCCAGUAUGGACUAUGCUAGUUGUUUCUCGAGUAGUAUUAUCCCAAUACUCAAUUUAAAUACAAUUUUUUUUUCCAAUGGCAGAUUUUGUCCUGAUUUGAUUGCGAUAUCAGCCCUAGUCAGUCUCUAGGCUCACAAACUUGCAUAACUCUUGUUUUUAUUAAAACAAACAUAUAAACAUAAAAAAGCUUUGGCAUAUGUAUGAAGAUUUCAAAUGUGUAUAAAAAUAUAAUUUCUCAAUCUGUU
Molecule: messenger RNA, 1766 nt
Organism: Periophthalmus magnuspinnatus
Lineage: Eukaryota; Metazoa; Chordata; Actinopteri; Gobiiformes; Gobiidae
Product: histone-lysine N-methyltransferase SETDB1-B-like
Exons: 7
Coding region: 183-1289 (368 amino acids)
Biological process (GO): negative regulation of gene expression; heterochromatin organization
Cellular component (GO): nucleus
Molecular function (GO): histone H3K9 methyltransferase activity
Source: RefSeq, a predicted model, not a curated record